AUGCCCGCCGACGAGGCUCCCGACGACGAUGAUAAUGACACUCGUCAGACUUACAACUUCGCUCCUGGCAACCACGGUCUGGUCUACCGCGCAGACGUCCCUGACUUGGGCGCUGGUACCCAACCACAAGACAAAGACAAGACUGCCCUCGUCGAUGGCGCUGCUACGAAAGAGACCCGUUACAAGCUGCAAUCCAUGAAAUGGGGCCUCAUACCCUUCUGGACAAAGAGACAACCAGACUAUGCCAACAUGAUGCGUACCAUCAACUGCAGAGACGACUCUCUCGCCACACAGGGUGGCCUUUGGAACACCAUGAAGCAACGCAAGAGAUGUAUAGUUGUAUGCGAAGGCUUCUACGAAUGGCUCAAGAAGAACAACGGAAAAGAUCGAGUCCCCCACUUUGUAAAGAGAAAGGACGGCCAGCUCAUGUGCUUUGCUGGUCUAUGGGACUGCGUCCAGUACGAGGGUCAGCCUGACAAGCUCUACACCUACACUAUCAUAACGACCGACUCGAACAAACAGCUCAAGUUCUUGCACGAUCGCAUGCCCGUCAUCUUUGACAACGGCUCCGAUGCCCUCAAGACAUGGCUUGAUCCUGCAAGGUCAGAAUGGUCAACAGAAUUGCAGUCCCUUCUCAAGCCCUACCAUGGUGAGCUCGAGUGCUACCAAGUUGACAAGGCUGUCGGCAAAGUCGGUAACAACUCUCCAUCCUUUAUCGUUCCCAUUGACAGCAAAGAAAACAAGAACAAUAUUGCAAAUUUCUUUGGCAACCAGAAAAAGCAGGCUAAGAGUACCAACGAGGAGGAGACAAUCAAGAAGGAGGAAGACGACGUUCGGUCUGCCGCUGGCAAGAUAAAGCAAGAGCCUGGCGAAGAACGCGCUACUGUCAUUGACCCUCAGAACACAGAAGAUAAUGCUCCUCGUCCUCAACCCAGUCACUCUCCGGAAAACAAAGUGUCGACUGCGCUCAAACGCGAACACUCGCCUGAUAAUUCCGAUGAUCAAAGGCCAUCACCAAAAAUCCAGAAGGCAGGGGUCAACUCGAGUGCCACUAGUCGUCCUGCGUCCGGCCGUACUAUGAGAAGCUCCGUCACCAACAAUACUCAAGCUAAGUCACCACCCAAAGCUAAGGAUGGCUCUCAGAAAAUCACCAACUUCUUUGCCAAGUGA
Messenger RNA from Aureobasidium melanogenum CBS 110374, 1170 nucleotides. Its product is annotated as DUF159 domain protein. Lineage: Eukaryota; Fungi; Ascomycota; Dothideomycetes; Dothideales; Saccotheciaceae. The coding region runs from base 1 to 1170 and encodes 389 amino acids. The transcript has a single exon. Gene Ontology annotation, biological process: DNA damage response. The record is from RefSeq and is a predicted model, not a curated record. Gene Ontology annotation, molecular function: single-stranded DNA binding.